Messenger RNA from Acanthosepion pharaonis, 636 nucleotides. The record is from the annotation of a GenBank genome assembly. NCBI's taxonomy places the organism in Eukaryota, Metazoa, Mollusca, Cephalopoda, Sepiida, Sepiidae.
AUGGUCGAUCGUAUUUUCCUUGUUUCACAGCUCGACCCAGAGAGAAUUCAUUCCCAGAAUCUUCAAAUUUCUUACGAUUUCAAUUCUUUCUCUAUUUUUCUUUUCUUGAAAUUUUUAUUCCCUUUGCUUUUAACUUUUCCUUUUUUUUCUAUCCUUAUCCAUCGUUCAUUCGUGCUUCUCUCUUUCUGUGUGCCUUUCUCUUUUUUCUUCCUGUCCACCCCAAUGUACAUUUAUAUAGUUGACAUUUUUUUUAUUCUUUACUUCCUUUUUUAUUCUUUAAUUUCUUUUUUUUUACUUUCUUUCUUUCUUUCUUUUCAGAUAAUUUUUUUCUAUUAUGACUUACUUUUAUUUCUUCUUCUCUCUUCCGUCAUGACAAUUUUCUUCUGGUUUCACUCCUUUUUCCUGUUUCCUGCUCUCUCAUUUUUAAAGCAACCGAAACCAAAUGAGACCAAUAAUGUAAACAAAAAAUAUGAUAUCUAUCUAUUUAUCUAUCUAUCUAUCUAUCUAUCUAUCUAUCUAUGUUCAUGUCUAUCUAAGUCUAUUCAUCUCUAUCUACUAAUCUAUCUCUCCGUUCAAGUUUUUUCAUAUCUAUCUAUCUAUCUAUCUAUCUAUCUAUCUAUCUAUCUAUAUUUUUAA